CACACACAUUUUUAUAUAGACACACCAAACACACACGCGGCUGAGCAUCAGCAGGAUCAACAUCAUCACCAGUGGUGGCGAGCCAGAGACAAAGAGUGAGACGGGGUGGGGAGUGGGGGGGGGGGGAGUGAACGGGGGACCAUUUCACCAUCUGAGGACAGACAGACGGAAGGACUGGCGAGAGGAUUGACGGACGGAUGUGAGGAGAGACAGGCGACCUGAAGAAGGACAGAGGGGAGGAGGGACGGACACACGGCCUUCAUCACCUCCAGUUGUGUUCGAGCGCGAUGGCCGACCACAUGUUUGUGUGUGUGUGCUGAGAGUGUGUCUGUGGUGGGUGUGUUUUUCAUGCAAGUGUGAAGUGUGUGUGUGUGUAUGAUGGGGAACACGGAGAGCAUGGAGAGCCAGCUGGCUGUGAUCCGGUCCAGAGCCGCACCAGUCCGACUCCCAAUGCCUGAUGCCGCCGAGCUGGAGGAGAGGUUUUCCAUUGCCCUGAAUUCCAUGAACCUUCCUCCAGACAAGGUGCGUCUGUUGCGUUCCUAUGACAACGAGAAGAAGUGGGAGCUGAUCUGUGAUCAGGAGAGAUUCCAAGUGAAAAACCCUCCACACACGUACAUCCAGAAGCUUCGAGGAUUUCUCGACCCAGCGGUCACACGCAAGAAAUUCAGGAGAAGGGUCCAAGAGUCAACGCAGACACUCCGAGAACUUGAGAUUUCUCUUCGCACAAACCACAUCGGUUGGGUGAGAGAGUUUCUAAAUGAGGAGAAUCGAGGUCUGGACGUUCUUGUGGAGUAUUUGUCCUUUGCACAGUAUGCUGUCACGUUUGAUGGCGAGCAGUCAGAGUCUGGAGGAGAUGCAGCUUCUAUUGACUCUCCAUGGAGUCGGUCCAUAGAAGAUCUCCAUGGUGACUGCAGUCUCCCUUCCCCGUCCUCCUCUGUACCCAGAACAGCACGACACUCCAUCAGUAGUUCCACGUUGGUGACUCGCUCCAACACGCUGCCCAGUAGUCGCACUCUGAAAAAUUCCAGACUGGUGUGUAAGAAAGAUGACGUCCAUGUGUGCAUCAUGUGUCUUCGAGCUAUCAUGAACUACCAGUACGGUUUCAACAUGGUCAUGUCUCAUCCACACGCUGUGAACGAAAUUGCUCUGAGCCUCAACAACAGGAAUGCAAGGACAAAGGCUCUCGUGUUGGAAUUGUUAGCGGCGGUGUGUUUGGUCAGAGGAGGACAUGAAAUUAUCUUGUCUGCCUUUGACAACUUCAAAACGGUGUGCUCAGAGUCGAUGCGUUUUGAGAAACUCAUGGAACACUUCAAAAAUGAAGAUGACAACAUUGAUUUCUUGGUGGCCUGCAUGCAGUUUAUCAACAUUGUGGUCCACUCAGUGGAAGACAUGAACUUCAGAGUUCAUCUGCAGUACGACUUUACCAAACUAAACCUGGAUGAACACCUAGAGAGGGUGAAGCACACAGAGAGUGACAGACUGCAGGUGCAGAUUCAGGCAUAUCUGGACAAUGUGUUUGAUGUCGGGACCCUACUUGAAGAUGCAGAGACCAAAACCGCUGCAUUGGAAAGAGUGGAAGAGUUGGAGGAGAACCUGAGCACAAUGUCGGAACGUCUGCUCGAUGUGGAAAACGAAGCAAUGCUGAAGAUCGUCGAACUUGAGAAGCAGCUGAUGCAAACCAACAAGGAGCUGGACCAGCUUAGAGAUGUAUAUGCCAACACCAACACACAGGUACACACACUGCGGCGGAUUGUUCGGGAGAAAGACCAGACUAUCCGUCGUCAGAGUCGUCUAGAGCGUCAGGCCCAGGAGGCGCAACAAGCAGGAGGCCCUGGAGCUCCUCAACCCCAAAGAGGGGAAGGUGAUGGGGGUGUGGUCAAUUGUGCCUCACCCUCACCUCCCCCCUGCUCCAAUCUCUCCCCCAGCCCAGAAACGGUCGCAUAUCAUGCCAUGGGAUCAGGAAUGGGGGGAGCUCUAGAUAUGCCAUCCCUACCCGCGCCUCCUCCACCGCCACCCAUGCCAGGUUCGGUGUCCAACGGGUUGUACCCGGCACCGCCACCCCCUGCUCCUCCUCCUCCCCCACCUCCUCCGCCCCCUCCAUGUCGGACUAGCGAGCUCUCGUCCACUCUCCCUAUGCCUCCUCCUCCUCCCCCAGUGGCCCCCCCACUUCCAGGGUCAGGAGGGUCACCCACGGUCAUCUUCAACUCUGGGCUGGCAGAGGGACCACUCAAGUUAUUCUCGGUGAAGAUAAAGAAACCAAUCCAGACCAAGUUUCGGAUGCCAGUCUUGAAUUGGGUUGCUCUGAAACCGAGUCAGAUCAACGGCACGGUCUUUAACGACAUUGACGAUGAAGCCAUCCUGCAGGAUUUGGAUGUGGAAGUCUUUGAGGAGCUCUUUAAAACAAAGGCUCAGGGUCCAGCCAUGGAUUUAACGCUAUCCAGACAGAAACUUCCUCAGAAGGCUGUGUCUAGAGUUUCUCUGCUGGAGGCCAACCGAGCCAAGAACUUGGCCAUCACACUGAGAAAGGCUGGCCAGGGCCCAGAGGUCAUCUGCCGUGCCAUCCACACGUUUGAUCUGCGGACCGUUCGAGUUGACUUUGUGGAGUGCCUGAUGCGUUUCCUGCCGACAGAAGCCGAGGUGAAGCUUCUACGUCAGUACGAGCGAGACCGAAAACCUUUGGAGGCACUGAGUGACGAAGACAUCUUCAUGAUCCAGUUCAGCCGAAUUGAAAGACUCAACCAGCGCAUGUCCAUUAUGACCUUUAUGGGCAACUUCUGUGACAAUGUGCAACUGCUAACACCGCAACUCCAUGCCAUGAUUGCUGCAUCCGUUUCCAUUAAAUCAUCUCAGAAACUGAAGAAAAUACUUGAGAUCAUCUUAGCGCUUGGGAAUUACAUGAACAGCAGUAAGAGAGGUGCUGUGUAUGGAUUCAAACUACAGAGCUUAGACCUGCUCCUGGAGACAAAGUCGACUGACAGAACCCAGACGUUGCUUCACUACAUUGCCAAUGUGGUCAGAGAAAAGUAUCCCGCAGUGGCGCUCUUCUUCAACGAGCUUCAUUACGUGGACAAGGCUGCUGCAGUGAGUCUGGAGAACGUGUUGUGUGACGUGAAGGACCUGCAGAGAGGGAUGGAACUCACCUGGCGUGAAUUCAGCAUGCUGCACAACUCCACCUUGAAAGAUUUCAUCAGCAGGAAUGAAUCUCGACUCAACAAACUUCAGGAGGACGCACGCAUCGCCCAGGACGCUUUUGAAGACGUGGUGAAAUUCUUUGGGGAAAGCUCGAAGACAAUGCCGCCAUCCGUCUUCUUCCCCAUUUUUGUCCGAUUCAUCAAAGCUUACAGGUUGGCUGAGGAGGACAAUGAACAGCGGCGGCGUCAGGAACAGAUGAUGUUGGAGAAACUGGAACAGGAGGAGCAGCAGCAGCAGGAUGAAGAAACCAAGUCGCCAUCUCACAAGGGCAAACGGCAGCAGCAGGAGCUGUUAACUGAGCUAAGACGACGACAGGGGAAGGACAGCCGCCAUGUUUACGAGGGGAAGGAUGGCGCCAUUGAGGACAUCAUCACCGCAUUAAAAACCGGCCCCUUCACAGCUCGAUCAGCCAAACGUAGCUCUCGCUUCUUCUGUGACCCCGCCCACACUGAAGAACACUACUGAUGUUGGGCUCCCCAUGAAUUCAUGGCAACAAAUAAGCACUUUGAACAUUUGGACAUCAUGCUAUCUAAUUGGUCAGUUUGUGAACCAAAUUGUUGGAGCAUCCAUUUGUAUGCUGUCGAUCCAACAAAGCACCGGAAGCUAAUUCCAUUGCAGUUAUGGUGAACAAUUGUUUUGUGUCCAGUUAGGAGUGAUGCAGCGAAUCGUAUAAAAUAGCAACAAAACGCACACACUCAACUUAAAGUCACAAGUGAGUCCCAUCAAAUUGUUGCGACGUUUCUAACAAUGUAGUAAAGGUUUUCCUGAAAGAUACAGGGUUCUACUUUCUACCGUAUUUAACGGAUUAACAACCACAUUCCACUUCAUGAAACUUUGUCAAAAUCCCCUAACAAACUUUCUGACUGAACCAUUUGAGAAUAAGUGUGUACGACACUUUGGAUCAUUCAUACCGUGAUUGACUUGGGUUCCAUUCCCUCUCCGUCUCCUGGUCCUGCAGGCCUGUGUUCACUGAUCAUUUGUGUUGUGACAUGUUUACUUGUCCUUCACUUCUGUUCUGCAGUUUUUAUGCUCUUUCACUGACUAUGUAUUAAUGCCAGUCUUUUUUGGAGUAAUUCUGAUUAUUUAUGUUGUGCAAGGUAGUGGCUGUCAUUAUUUGUGAGAGGAGCAAGAGCAUUUUUCGCCAGUAAGCAACCAUGCUGUUAGCAUUGACUUUUGGGUUGUUUUGAGUCAUUGUACUUUAUUUCUAUUGUCAUUUGUUUUCAUCAUCACUAACCUGUGAGGAGUGAUUGCAUUAUAGUAAUUCUGAAGGUCAAAUCUACUAAAGCUAAACUUGAUAGCACACACAAAGCGGAUCUACUACACUUGUGCGUGUCUUACUUGAGCCAAAUAAGGAGUGCAAUCCAUUUAGCGUGUCUUUAAUGAAUAUGCAGAAUAUAUGCUGAUCGUCAAAAUGCCCACAAUACUGGGAGAAGAUGCAAAUAUAAUCAUUCAACACGCGCGAUUUAUCAAGGCUGAUGACUGUUCUGCGGGCACUAUUUUGCGGAUGUAUUUAGCACAUGUGAAAUCUACGUACAAACUGUACAGUUACGCACACUGCGUAUUAUUGUUAUGUCACCUAUAUGAAAAAGUUUCUUGCAAUAUGCAUUUUCCAGGAGCCAGCAGACAUCUAAAGGAACAAUCCAUAUCCUCUAUAGAAAAACUUCAUGCAAUCCUGCUUUUUCUUGCGUCUAGAUCAUACACACGCACCAUCGCAGUUAGUGUUGCCGUCUUUUAGCGAUCCACCAGUUUUACUGGUGGAUUGCUAUAAUAUUGUUCACAUUCGAACGAGAAAUGUCCUGAAGUGCACCUUCAGCGGGCUGAAACAUGGAUUCUGUUGUCUAGAUCGCAUUAGAGCAGUGGUUCUUAACCUGGGUUUGAUCGAACCCUAGGGGUUCGGCGGAGCCUCCACCGCGGAGGUCAAGACACACCCGACUCAUCAUGUAAAUAACAACUUUUCCUAUCGGCGUAUUAUGGAUAUCCCCAACAAUGUUCCCUUAAUUUUCCAUAUGCGUGAGCGAACGCAACAACUCCUUGAGCAUUCAGUGGAGCACAUGUGAGCGACGUCAGACGUGCACAUGCACUGUGGCCACACCAGCACCACACCUGUCCCAAACCUGACUAAAUAACAAGUUCAAUGUUUUAUUAUUAUAAUCAAAUGACAGUAGUCAUUUCCAUGAGAUUAUUUUCUAAUAUAAGUGUUUUGGCCCACUUACAAUGACAAUAACAAAACAUAUUGUUUUUUCAUGAGCUGUGUACUAGCAUUGUAUAUAUGUCUGGGUGGGGGUUCUUCUUUGGAAAUAAUUUGUACCCCUUUCAGAUAUCGCAUUUAGUUCCCACUUAAACAUUCACAUGUUGCACAAUGAGAUGUAAACAUGGGAUCAUGUGUACAUUCCUGUAACUUUCUGUUUGUAAAAUAUAUCUUUAUAAGUAUUUCUUUAAUAUAAUAACACAAUUUCAUGAUUGAUAUUUAUAAAUUAAGAUUAAAUUAAGAAAAAAACAUUUUAUUUUUCACUACAGAAGGGUUCGAUGAAUAAGCAUAUGAAACUGGUGGGGUUCGAUACCUCCUACAAGGUUUAGAACCACUGCACUAGAGGAUUGUCUAUAUAGCCCAGAAAAGUUGGUGCAGAUUAAAGUUGUGUGCUGCAUGUUACAUGGCAUUGCAAAAUACCACAGGUAGAUAUAAUGGUAAAUGGGUUAUAUUCGUAUAGUGCUUUUGUACCUUCAGGGUACUCAAAGCGCUUUGACACUAAGUCCACAUUCACCCAUUCACACACACAUUCCCAAACCGAUGGCGGGAGCUGCCAUGCAAGGCCCUAACCACGACUCAUCAAGAGCAAGGGUGAAGUGUCUUGCUCAAGGACACAACAGACGUGACUAGGGUGGUGGAAGCCGGGGAUCGAACCAGGAACGUCCAGUACGAUUGACUUAUGUGAGCACACUGGUCCACACCUUGGCACGGCACCUUUGCCUCCUUGAGCAUGAUUGGAAGAGGUGGUCCUCUGCACAUGCAUAUGUAGCCGAGUCAUAAAAGGACUGCAAUGCAAUCGCUUCUUGCAGGUUAAUAAUGAUAAGUGACUCAAUAUUAUUGAAAAGGUAAACCCACAGCAUUCUAUUUUACCCGUGAUUUUUGUGUUAAUUGCGACUACGCCCCUUGCAAGUAAUAAAUGACAACAAUCUUGCAGAGAAGAAAUGAAAGACUGAAAAGAAUCCACAAAAUCAUAUAAAUUGCAGUGAAACAUCAUAUAAGGAGUAAUAGGGUGAAGGGAUAGGUAAACAGAAUAAAGCACAAAUAAUCAGUAAGUACACUCUAAACAUCGGCAAUGUUGCACAUGUGCAUGUCCCUGAAGAGCCUUAGGUUCAAAUUGUGUUACCAACCGUCCUUUGAAAAACAGAAUAGAAAAAUAGUUUGUAAAAUGUCAAUUAAAAACAAAGGGCUUUUAAUAAAAUAUUUUACAGCCUUUUACUGUUGUCCCCAAUAAUAGAAUCAAAUAAUAAACUAAAUCAUCAUGCGAUUGUCUCACUGUGGUGCUCCUCAUGGGAAAAGCUUUUAUUUUGCACUAAAAAAUGUUUCAUUGAACAAUUUACUUUGCAUGUAUUGGUGUAACUCCCAAACAUGCAUCCAUUUAUACCUGUUUAUGUCCAUGAGCAAGAUUGUUUCACACAAAUUUAAGAAAAACAAAAACACAAUCCCCACACUGGUGAGGAUGAAGACAAUCGGAUCAGCCGGUCCAGCCAACAGGUGUCCGUUAUAGUCUUUAUUUUGCAUGAAGUUGGCAACCCUGGUACGGAUCAGUGUGGUCACAAUAGCCAAACAUACCAGACUUUAGUCAUCCUGCAUAGUAACUGGUGACCACAAAUCUUCACUGAUUAAGGGUAAAGGUGAACUGCACUUUUUUUUUAAAUUUUGCCCAUCGUUUACAAUCAUUAUGAGAGACAUGAUGAGGGAUCUGGGGUUUUUUCAUGCGUUCUAACUCGUAAAUAAAAGUCUGCUAACAGAAGAGCCAAUGGGAGGUCCUCUUUUCCGCCAAUUGUACCCGAUAAAAAUAAACAUUCAAAAACCGCCAAAAAUACUCCAUUUACAUAUCGUGACUUGAAUAUUAACCAAGUAUUAGUGGUAUUGUUAUUAUAAGCGCUAACGCAGACAAACUAUUGAUAGCGGCGCCGUGAUAACAAGCUUGUGUGCCAAUGUUGACAUCCUCGUUUCUUUACUCAUCAAACUUUAUUACAAAUUAUAAAUAAUGCCUCUCACCUGUAAAUGAGAAGGACAAUGGCAUAUUUUGACAAGUUGGUACAAUAUGACAGCCAAUUUAGACCUGGGAAUGACGAGAACGACACAAAAAGACACUAGGUUCCACCCCGCUUUUCUUCAUCUAAAAUGGGAAUAUAUGAGCAUCCCAGCAGUCUGCAUUCUAAUGACAGCAGACAUUGGAAAGUAAGUGAUAUUGUAUUAGGUUUGAUGGCUCUCAGCAGUAAUCAGUAAUGAAGAAAAAGAAGUGAACGUUGUGAUGUUUUUUUGAACUGAUUGCGCCGCGUAUGCUUAAAAUGAUCAAAAUAUGUAAAUAUGAAAUGUUAUUCUAAAUGUGCCUGUUACUACAUUACAUAUAUACUUGCAUCAUGUAUAUACAACCUUAAUGGAGGCGUUUGGAUGUUUUUAAGGGCUUUGUAGGCACUCCCAUAAGCUCCAUUGUAAGCAGACUUUUGAUCGUAUUUAUUUAAUAUUUAGAAUGCAUUACAAAAAAAAUACAUCAAACGUCUUGUCUUUCAUGAUUGUGAACGAUAAGCAAAAUUCCAAAAAAAAGUAGUUUACCUUUAUGUCAAGCAGUGCUGGCUAAUUAGUUAAAAACCUGGGCUGUCGACACCUGUUGACAGCCCAGUGAGCCUUACACAACAUACUAUUAUACAGCCACACUAGCUGGCAUCUAUUUAACAUGCACGUUACGAUUGUUCAAGUUUUAAUAAAUCCUAAUGGUCAUAAGACUACAUCCUCUCAUUAUUUGCAAGCUGGCUAGUCUUAUAUCCUAUUAGCAAGACCAUACUCACCAUCGUAACAUCUCAACUCUGUUUGUGUCUGAUUGUUACAUCACCCGCUGCCCUGAUCAACCCACCCCGAUACCCUGCCUGACACCCCAAAAUCGUAUCCCUAUACAUAUUUUAUUUCAACAUAUAAAUGUAAAAGAGCACAACGUUACCUACAUGUAAAAACAUUUUUGUAGCUUUUCCAGUUUUUGUUGUUGUUACUAUUGCUGCAUCUACAUUUGAUGUAAAUAAAUAAAACGUGUUGGCACAAUGCUAAAAAUAAUGACAUGUCAAUUAUUUGCAAAGACAAAAACAGGACUUUGACGUUUGGAAAACCUGCUGGCCACAAAGGCUUCUUAAAUGUAUAUAUGACAUGUAAGAAGGAUGUACUUUUUUAGGACUACUUUUUACUUCAUGUGUCUGUUGAGCAUUAUUACAUUCUUCAAGUAUUAUGCCAGGUUAUCAUGACAGAACAACUAAAAAUCUAAUUAGAUUUUACAGGAGUUUUUUUUAAAUAAGAAAGUCUGCAUGAAUAAAGGAUUUU
Messenger RNA from Entelurus aequoreus (snake pipefish), 8752 nucleotides. RefSeq names its product formin-like 2b (gene fmnl2b). The transcript has 28 exons. Gene Ontology annotation, cellular component: cytosol. Gene Ontology annotation, biological process: cortical actin cytoskeleton organization; regulation of cell shape; cell migration. The record is from RefSeq and is a predicted model, not a curated record. Bases 376 to 3657 code for a protein of 1093 amino acids. Gene Ontology annotation, molecular function: actin filament binding; small GTPase binding. Lineage: Eukaryota; Metazoa; Chordata; Actinopteri; Syngnathiformes; Syngnathidae.